CGAAAAGUACUCAGGAAAACUGCAGUUCAACUAUCUCAAUAUAUCGUCUUCUCCAAAUAUGAGUAUAAUGAGGUGUGUCCAGAACGUGAAAUGAAUUCGGUUAUUUGAAUUUGCCACAUGAUCUGCCACAUAUUUGUAUGACACCAUUAAGCAUGGACUGACUGACGGUGAGAAUACGACCCAUGCACAGCGACCCUGUACACGGCCGCAGUGUUUCUUCAUCAUCAUCAGGCUCUCAAGCAUCGUUCCAGCGCCUUAUCUGGAAAUCGGAUCCCACCAUGGCGUCCUCGCGAAAUCUCUUGAAGCAGGUUCAAAGCUCCGACGACUCGGAAGAAUCAUCGGCUCCUGCAGGUGAAAAAGAUGCACACGUUGUGGUAGACCAACGCAAGCCUCCAGAGCCCAGUGGCGGUUUCUCCCAUAGCAAAGCCAAACACGAGACGGAACUGAUGGAAUUCGCCGCCACACAAGCUCACCAGACCAAUAGCGCUCUGGAAAGAGUCAGAAAGUCAGUCGUGAUCGAAAUCAAGGGGAAGGCGCCGCCGGGCAAAGAUGGAGUGUUUGCACUUAAUCGAGACACGAAAUGUGAGGAUUUCAAACACGAGAUGGUUAACAUCAAUGCCAACGCUGGAACUGAUCGUGCCCUCGAUCGUGACGAACUGGAACGCACCAGAGAUAGGGCGUUGAUGUGGGAGACGCAAGGGAGUUUGAUGCAUGAGAGGAAGGACUACGGAUCGUUCUGCCAACCGAACCUGAUGCUUCCGUCGACCUUGAACAAGAUGAGGUUGAUUGAUACCAAAAAUUUCUUGCCCCCAUAUCAAGCGUGGAAUACCUCCCAUCGAGGGAAGAGAGUGCAGGACCGCGGGGUCAUGAUGGGCGUGAAUGAGAGGAUGCAGGAGCGGAGGGAUCGAUGCAAUGCACUUCAGAGCCUGGAUUAUGAUGCGCGGCGGUUUAAACGGGGCGCCACUUUGCCGGCGUCGUUGCACCAAGACAUACUGAGGGAGAACCCUGUCUGGGAGAUGGAUUCGAAACAAGGGGGCGUUCUCAAACUUUGUCACAAGUCGUUCAACGAGGACGGUUGCGAAUCUUUGCUGCGUGUUAUAAAGAAUAACGAAAAACUCGUAGAGCUUGACCUAAGUGGUUGCAACAUAUACAAUGGAGAUCAUCUCGCUGAAAUUGUUCGUAGUUCCACAUCCCUCAACAGAUUGUCGUUGGAGUGGAAUAGCUUGGGAUUGGCCCGAACGGGGAUAGCAGCUUUCACUUCAGCGUUAGCUUCAAAUCGUUCUCUCAAGGAGGUAGACCUUCGAAGCAAUCGAAUAGGUCCUUCAACAGCAGCAGCGUUGGCGCAUGCACUUCAAAGCAACUUAACCCUCACAUGCCUCGAUUUGCGAUGGAACGAGAUUGGACCUAGUGGUGCCGCGGCCAUAAUGGCAAUGCUGCAACGAAAUCAUAGCCUUGUGGAUGUUCGGCUCGUUGGCAACGGCAUUCCUCCUUCCAUACAAGCGCAGAUUGAUGAUCUGCUGGAGAAGAAUCGCACUUGUAAGCUCUUGCAAGGACCCGCACCUGUUGGCCCUGCGUCGGAGAAUCGUAUGUACCCAGAAACUGAGACUGGACUUAACUCCAGAGCCAUUCCAAAGGAGAUGAGUGACAUUAAUUUAGAGCGCAUCGCUUCCCUUCAGAAAGAGCUUGAUGGUCUCCGUCACGAAAUGGAAGCUUGCAGAACAGAAUUAUAUGAGACUCAACUGCAAAAAGUUGCAACGGAUACACAACUUGAGACUGUGCGAGUUGAACUGAAGGAAGAAAACUUGUUGCGGAAAUUCAUUGAGAAAGAGGCUGAGGACUUGAACUCACAAAUUAGCUUGUCCAAACAGCAAGUUCACGACAUUGAGGAGAAGUUGACGCGAAAUGAGCAAAUGGUUGCUAUGAAAUCAUCAGCACUUAAUUCAGAGAUUAUGGAAGCAAGAGAAAAGGGACAUCAAGCUCAAAUUGCUGAAGCAGAGGCUAGAAGAGAAAACAAGCACCUUAAGGAUCAGAUUGCAAGGAUUCAAGCAGAAAGUAAAGCCCGUAUGGAGGCAACACAAGAAAGAGCCAAGACUGACAUAGACUACAAGAUAUCAAUAAUAAAAAGGCUAGAAGCAGAUAUGGCUCAACGGGAGGUGAAGCACAAUGAAGAGAUGGAGUCUGUAAGCGCCAAACUCAGUGCACAGAUUAAAAAACUUGAAAUUGCAAGAGAGAAUGCUAUUCGGGAAAGUGAGAGACUGAAUGCUGCUGUAAUGCAACUUGAGACUCAAUUGGCAGCUAAAGAAAAAUACUUCCAAAAUGAAAAGGAAGCUGCUCAGAAAGUAUUUGAUGGGAAAACAAAUAUAUUAAAAGUGGAAUUGGCCACACUUAAGAAUCAACUUGAGGCCAACAAUCAUACACAACAAAAAGUGAAAAAGAAGCAUGCGUCAUCUGUAGAGGAGUAUGAAAACCAAAUAUCGCACUUGACAUCAUCCAUCACCAAGUUAGAGGCUGCCAAAUCUGGGCUAGAUGAAGAGAUGAUAUCCAUGACCACUGAACAGCGAAAAUUACAAGAGAGGUUAAAAGCAGGGGAUAGCAAACUAAGAGAAAUGGAAUCAAAACUAGAAGCUGAGCGUGUGAAACAUGCCCAAGCCCUAGCACAUGAAGUUGCUAAGCAUUUGGAAGACAGGAAAAGUUUGGAAAAUGAAGUACUAAGUACACGGAGACAGAUUGAAGUUGUCCAUCAACAUAUCAAAGAAAUUCAGAGUGAACAAGAGAGAAGGAAAUUUGACACAGAGAGGCGUGUCACAGGAGCUGAAACAGCUGUUCUUGAAUGGAUUCACCAGCAGUUUUCUUCACUGAAAUCAGCCUUGAUUGUCCAACAUUCUGUUGCAGGUGUAGGUUAAAUUCCUGGAUAUUUCAUGAUUCUAGCAGCUUUCAACUUGAUUGUAGUCCUUUUUCUUUUCCUUUUCAGCAUCAGCACUUACGGUGAAGCACAAGUUGUGCUUAUAUGUGCAUGUAAACCGGAGCACAUAGUGAAAGAAUAGAAUCUAUCGUGGAUGAAGAAAUAUAGAGGUUGAGUUCCAUCACAGCUCAGAAUACUUGUAUAUGGCUGUCAAUUUGACAAACUGAGCAUUGUGACUUAAUAAUCCAUCCUACUAAGGGGUUUCAAACAUGGCCUUUUUGGGUGAUAUUUUGAAAUAUAAGUUGGUACUUCACCAAAUCACCAGGUAAUAAAGCUUGAAUCAGGGGCAA
This is a messenger RNA of Physcomitrium patens, 3252 nucleotides long. The record is from RefSeq and is a predicted model, not a curated record. NCBI's taxonomy places the organism in Eukaryota, Viridiplantae, Streptophyta, Bryopsida, Funariales, Funariaceae.